CUCUCAUUUUAAAUAUCAUAUAAAAUUCGUAAUUUAGAUAUACGAAUUUGUUUGUGUGUAAUGUACAUACACACACAAACUCAUUCGAAGUUCCGUUUCAUCAUCAUAUAGAUAUAUAUAUAUAUACACACACCAUAUGUGUGUAUAAUUUAUAUUAGGUAUUACGUAUAUAUAAUCAACGAGAAGAUAGGGAACAGAGGAAAGCUUAGAAACCCUAGAUUUUUCAAUACAAAGGUCUUCGAACCUCUAGAAGAUCGAUUGGCAACACCGCUUUAGGAGUGAAUAUUUAUCAAAAUUUGUACUGAUAAAUGGGGAAUCGAGGGCAAAAACGUGCUGAAACUGUUGAUGAAUUGCCAGCUGAUAAGAGAGCAUGUAGUUCAUUGGACUUCAGACCAAGCACAUCGACUUCAUCUGUUCAAACCCCAAUAAACUCCACAAAUUCGACACUUGAAGCGCACGAUGGUGACAUGGAUACAGCUUGGUCUGCCUCGGGAUCAAGCCGAUCAGAGGGCGAAGCUGAAAAGGAUUCUGCAUAUGGAUCUUGUGAUUCUGAUGAGUUGGGUGAUGCAGAACAGAGGCAGAACAGGCUCCACAACUAUCAGAGGGGGCGAACUUCAAGUGAUCAUGAGAAAUUCCAGAGGGUUUUGUCAAGUUUGGGUGAAGAGGUUGAUCAAUCUGCGAUAUUAGCUGCUCUAACUGAGCUAUGUGAAUUGUUAUCGUUUUGUACUGACAGUUCACUGUCAAGCUUAAUGGCAGACUCAUUCUCUCCAAUUCUUGUAAAGUUGGCAAGUCAGGAUAACAACCCUGAUGUAAUGCUUUUAGCUAUCAGGGCUAUAACUUAUCUAUGUGAUGUGCAUCCUCGAUCCUCAGGUUUCCUUAUUCGACACAAUGCUGUUACUGCUCUUUGUCAAAGAUUAAUGGCCAUAGAGUACCUGGAUGUAGCUGAACAAUGUUUGCAAGCGUUGGAGAAAAUCUCACGAGAGCAACCACUUGCCUGCUUACAGUCGGGGGCAAUUAUGGCUGUUCUGAAUUACAUUGAUUUUUUCUCAACAAGCUUGCAGAGAGUUGCACUUUCAACUGUGGUCAACAUAUGUAAGAAACUUCCUUCUGAAUCUCCUGCACCUUUCAUGGAGGCGGUUCCAACAUUGUGCAAUUUUCUUCAGUACGAAGAUAGACAGCUUGUUGAGAAAGUAGCCACUUGCUUGAUAAAAAUAACGGAGAGAGUGCACUACUCAUCUGACAUGCUGGAUGAACUUUGUAAACAUGGGCUGAUUCAUCAAGUCAUGCAUCUCAUAAACUCGAAUAAUCACACCACUCUUUGCCAAACAAUUUACACUGGUUUGAUUGGGCUACUUGUCAUACUUGCUUCUGGAUCAAUUGUAGCUGUCAGGACUCUUUUUGAGCAAAAUAUAAGCAGCAUAUUAAAGGACAUUUUGUCUACUUACUAUAUCGCACAUGGAAUGCCGCCUUCAAAUAUGGUUGAUGGACAUUGCAAUCAGGUGCAUGAAGUCUUGAAGUUACUCAAUGAGCUUCUCCCUGCUAUAACAAGAGGUCAAGAUCAAUUGGCCUUGGAUAAGGAAGCUUUUCUAGUAAAUCGGGCUGAUCUUCUUCAGAAGUUUGGGAUGGAUAUACUUCCUGUGGCAAUCGAGGUGGUUAAUUCUGGUGCAAAUUUAUAUAUUUGUUAUGGCUGUCUUUCUGUUAUCAACAAGUUUGUUUAUUUCAGCAAAUCUGACAUGCUUCUUGAAUUGCUCAAGAAAACCAACAUUGCAAGUUUCUUGGCUGGAGUAUUCACUCGAAAGGAUCACCAUGUGCUAAUAUUAGCUCUACAGAUUGCUGAUACCGUUCUGCAAAAGCUUUCUGACAUAUUCUUGAAUUCCUUUAGAAAGGAGGGUGUCUUUUUUGCUGUUGAUACACUUCUAACGCCUGCGAAGUGUUCACAGAUUAUGUUUCCCGUGUUUAGUGGCACAGAGCUGUCAAGUGAUCCUAGUCAAAAAUUUGCUGCAAGGGAUGUCCUGAGAUGCUUAUGUUUUGCAUUUGAUACUGGUCAGUGUCCAUCAUCUUCAGUAACUGGGACUUGCAAGCUUGAAAAAGAUUCUGUUCGUAAUCUUGCAGAGCGCAUAAAGACCAACUACUUAACUACAGAACUAUUAAACUCUGAGUUAGGAUUAACUGAUGUUCUUCAGAAGCUCAAAACUUUAGCAGCUGCAUUAUCAGAUCUGAUGAACAUGUCCAUGAGUAAUGUGGCUUUUACUCAGCCUGAAGAAGAUUUUUAUCGUGUAUUGCAUCAAAUUUUGGAACAGCUUAAUGGAAUAGAUCCUAUUUCCACUUUUGAAUUUAUUGAAAGUGGAAUUGUGAAAUCAUUAGUAAAUUUCCUAUCUAAUGGCCAUUAUCUUAGAGAAAAGGCGGAACUUACUGGUGCAUUUAGUCACCACUAUGCUGUUGAGAAAAGAUUUGAGGUGUUUGGAAGAUUGCUUUUAUCUUCUUCAUACCUGUCCUUGGAGGACUUUCCUUUAUCAGUAUUAAUUCAGAAAUUGCAAAGUGCACUAUCUUCUGUUGAAAAUUUUCCUGUUAUUUUGAGUAAUGGAUCCAAGCACAAGAGCUCAUAUGCUACAGUGCCAUAUGGUCAAAGCUUGAUGUAUCCUUGUCUAAAAGUUCAGUUUGUGAAGGGAGAGGGGGAGACAUGCCUUUCUGACCACUCUGAAGAUGUUCUCACUGUCGAUCCUUUUUCUUCAUUGGGUGCUAUUGAAGGAUAUUUGUGGCCCAAAGUGAGCACAAACAAAAUUGGGAGCAUAAAAUCAGCUAAUCGAGCUUUGAGCAGAAUGGGAAGUCCAUCUUCUCAAUUACCACCACGUGCAGGCUCUCAGCAAAAUGGAUGUCUAAAUAAUAUGGUGUCUGAGAGGUUGUCCUCUGAUUUGCCGGAGUUGCAGGAGAUCCAGCCUAACUUAUCACAUUUUGCAUCUGAAGAAGCAGCCAAUAUAGGGCUGACAACUAGUGAAACAACAGGCAUAAGAGACACUCAUAUUGAUCAUGUGGAGGAAAUACAUCAUACUUCUUUAGAAGUUGAUACUAGCAUUGGGACAGAUAAUGUUGAAGAUACUAGCAUUGGGACAGAUAAUGUUGAAUCCAGUAGCGACGUGGAUGCUUCACCAAAAUUGCUAUUUUACCUAGAAGGACAACUGCUGGACUCAAAGUUGACACUAUAUCAAGCUGUUCUCAUGCAAAAAAUCAAAUCAGGGCAUGAAUUUAUCAGCAGCGCAAAAUUGUGGAGUCAAGUGUACAGAAUAACAUAUAGAAGAGCUGUGAAACCUAAACAAAGUUGUCCUCGAGAUUGUCAGGCUCAUGAUUCUGUUCUGGACAAGGUUGGGACAUAUUGCCUGUACGCUCCAUUAUUCUCUGGCUUGUUUUUCUCUGAACUAGCUUUUGACGUGGAAAAGUCAAGUGCUACUUAUGAUAUAUUAUUCCUGCUGAAAAGUUUGGAAGCUAUGAAUAGGUUCAGGUUUCAUCUGAUGUCUCGUGAAAGAACUAAUGCUUUUGCCGAAGGGAAAAUCGAUAAUUUGGAUAAUUUGAAGGUAGAAGUUUCUGCUGCCUUGCCGACAGACUUUGUGAGCAGUAAAUUGACAGAGAAACUAGAACAGCAGAUGCGAGACCCCUUCGCUGUGUCUGUUGGUGGUAUGCCAUCGUGGUGUAGCCAAUUAAUGGUUUUGUGCCCAUUUUUAUUUGGUUUUGAGGCAAAACGUAAAUACUUCCGGUUGUCAGCAUUUUGUCAGCCACAAGUUCAAUCACAUCCAUCGUCUCCUAAUCAUAUAGGGGGUCCAUAUGGCAGCCGGCAAAACACUGGCAGCAGGCCUCGUAAAAAGUUUUUAGUGUGCCGAAAUCGCAUUCUGGAGUAUGCCACCCAGAUGAUGGACCUCCAUGCCCGUCAACAUGUUGUCCUUGAUGUGGAAUAUAACGAAGAAGUUGGUACUGGUCUCGGUCCGACAUUGGAAUUUUAUACACUGGUCAGUCAUGAGUUUCAGAAAUCGGGCUUGGGCAUGUGGAGAGAAGACAAUAUGUUAUUUACACCUGUAAAAAGCUUACAGGUGGAGGAUUCAGGAACCGUGGUGUCUCCUUUUGGAUUAUUUCCUUGCCCGUGGUCAUCUGCAGCAAGUAGUACAUCAAGUGGCAUAGAGUUUUCUGAAGUUAUUAAAAAGUUUGUCCUUCUGGGACAGGUCGUUGCAAAGUCUCUUCAAGAUGGAAGAGUUUUGGAUCUCCCCUUCUCCAAAGCUUUUUACAAACUUAUACUUGGGCAGGAACUUACAGUGUAUGACAUCCACACAUUUGAUCCUGGGUUUGGUAGGACUCUGCUAGAGUUCCAGGCUCUUGUUGAAAGAAAAAGACAUCUGGAAUCUGUUUGCGGAGAAAACUCGACAUUCAAACUUGAUUCAUGCUUUCGGAAUACUAGAAUUGAGGAUCUUUGCCUUGAGUUUAUUCUUCCUGGAUAUCCUUACUAUGUUCUCACUUGUGGACCUGAUUCCAGAAUGGUUAAUAUUGCUAACUUGGAGGAAUAUGUAUCACUCAUUGUGGAUGCAACUAUCAAUGCUGGAAUUUCUAGACAAGUGGAAGCUUUCAAAUCGGGGUUUAAUCAGGUUUUUCCAAUCAAGCAUCUUCAGGUUUUCACUGAGGAGGAAUUAGAGCAUUUACUAUGUGGAGAAUGUGAACUUUGGACUCAGUCGAAUGACCUAUUGGAUCACAUCAAGUUUGAUCAUGGAUACACUGCCAGCAGUCCACCCAUUAUCAAUCUACUGGAAAUUAUACAAGAGUUCAAUCGCGAACAGCAACGAGCAUUCCUGCAGUUUGUGACUGGGGCACCUCGGCUUCCUCCUGGUGGUUUGGCAUCUCUCAAUCCAAAACUAACAAUUGUCAGAAAGCAUUGUAGCAGAUGUCCAGAUGCUGACCUGCCCAGUGUGAUGACUUGUGCCAAUUAUUUGAAGCUGCCUCCUUACUCUUCAAAGGAGAGGAUGAAAGAGAAGCUCUUAUUUGCCAUAACCGAAGGACAAGGAUCGUUCCAUCUUUCGUAGCUUACGAUAUUUCAACCAAACACGUACACGAACUGUAAAUUUGUAAUUAUCAGAUUAGGGUGGUGCUGAUGUAGAUAUUUUGACCGUCUCUGUCGGCAGUCGCGGUGGUGAUGGUUGAAGGAGGAGCUGAUUGCUGUGAUCAAAAUGAAGGACGAGCUGAUUGCUGUGAACAAAAGGAAGCUCUUCUCUUCUCGGUGCGGACUAGGGGUAAAUAAGAUUGGUAUAUAUUUAGUAGUUGUUUUAGCUUCUUGAGGGAACUGUACAGAAAAAGAUUGGUCAUUUUUAUAUAGAUUAGCUCCCUGCUAAAUAUUUAUUAUGCACAAAAUGUACAGGUUUUAGAUAAUUAUAUAUUUACAUCUUUUUGGCUGCAA
This is a messenger RNA of Cornus florida, 5428 nucleotides long. RefSeq names its product E3 ubiquitin-protein ligase UPL4. The record is from RefSeq and is a predicted model, not a curated record. NCBI's taxonomy places the organism in Eukaryota, Viridiplantae, Streptophyta, Magnoliopsida, Cornales, Cornaceae. Bases 309 to 5057 code for a protein of 1582 amino acids. The transcript has 18 exons. Gene Ontology annotation, biological process: proteasome-mediated ubiquitin-dependent protein catabolic process; protein polyubiquitination. Gene Ontology annotation, molecular function: ubiquitin protein ligase activity.